AUGGAAAAACUGGAAGCUCUUAAAAUAUCCUCAAUGCGGCCACGCAGUAAUAUUCUAGAUCGGCCGCUCUCCAAGGGAAAAACAGAGGUCUCCCUAAGCAUUGUGGCUCUGCUCUUCAGCGAGAUUGUCCAGUACUCCCAGAGUCGUGUCUUCACAGUGCCCGAACUACAGACCAGGCUCCACGACCUCGGCCAGGAUGUGGGGACCCGCAUUAUCGACUUGUACUUUGUGCGCGAGCGUAGCUCCAAGAGAGAGACUAAGCUGACACAAAUGCUGCUCUUCGUCAAGACGACAGUGUGGAAGAAUCUGUUUGGCAAGGAGGCGGAGAAGCUGGAACAUGCCAACGAUGAUGAGCGCACCUAUUACAUUAUAGAGAAGGAGCCGCUGGUGAACACAUUCAUAAGUGUGCCCAAAGACAAGAGCUCCUUAAACUGUGCCAACUUUACGGCUGGAAUUGUGGAGGCUGUGCUUACACACUGCGGAUUUCCCUGCAAGGUCACCGCCCACUGGCACAAGGGCACCACCUACAUGGUCAAGUUCGAGGACUUUGUCAUAGCACGCGACAAGCAAAUGGAGGAGAAAUAGUCGUAGCACCCAACAUACUUUAAAUAUACACAAUUAAAUUUAGUUAACAAUA
Molecule: messenger RNA, 637 nt
Organism: Drosophila persimilis
Lineage: Eukaryota; Metazoa; Arthropoda; Insecta; Diptera; Drosophilidae
Gene: Trs31
Product: trafficking protein particle complex subunit 5
Exons: 3
Coding region: 1-585 (194 amino acids)
Biological process (GO): endoplasmic reticulum to Golgi vesicle-mediated transport
Cellular component (GO): TRAPPI protein complex; TRAPPII protein complex; TRAPPIII protein complex
Source: RefSeq, a predicted model, not a curated record